This is a messenger RNA of Ophidiomyces ophidiicola, 576 nucleotides long. RefSeq lists its product as uncharacterized. The transcript has a single exon. Lineage: Eukaryota; Fungi; Ascomycota; Eurotiomycetes; Onygenales; Onygenaceae. The record is from RefSeq and is a predicted model, not a curated record. The coding region runs from base 1 to 576 and encodes 191 amino acids.
AUGUGUUACCUUUGCCGCAAAGCCCUUGGCCCACCAUUAACUCGAAUCCGUGUGAAUGGCAGACGCUUGUUCCGAGAUGUAGAUAAUCAGUUUGGUGCGGUAUUUGAUGGCCCUGCAGAUAUCGAUAAUGGUUCCGGCGACGAGUCUGCAGACGACGAACAAGAAGGAGAAGGCUAUAGGCAUUUUUGCGAGCACUUCCGUACCAACCCUGGGUCCCGGUGCGCUGAGUGCAAUAAGUGCGAUCUCUACUUGGCUGAAGACGAAGAGCUCGUCGCUCAACGCGCUGGAGAGAAAGCUGAGCGCGAAUGGAAAUAUCGUCAGAACCUUGACCCUAUCUCCCACCGCCACCUUAACAGCAUAAAUUCUCGACUUGAUGGCUACGGGGCCGAUAAAUUGCACCUCCACGCCAGUAGACAUACUGCUUCCUGGAACUGGAACUGGCAACUUGAUUCAAGAGACUGGAGAGCACAAUGUCGAUUUUGGGUGCAGGAUGUCUGGCGUGAUGGGAGGUGGAAAGGGGAAGCACAGUAUCUGGUUGAUAGACUUGUGGAGAUGUUGAUUGUUGUCGAGGCUUAA